CUCACAAAAUCAAAGGGGCGUGUAACCAUAUUUUAUUAUUAAUUUUUUCCACAACGGAGAACCGGAGAGAAAAACAGGUCCAAACUGAAUUCAUUAAUUUAAUGUGAUUGGCAUCGACUGCUCCUAGCAUCCUCAUAUUUGCCACCUAAGCUGCUAAGAAGAGAUCAAAACCCUAUUUUAAGCUUAAAGACAAGCUUGGAUCAUAAACGAUGAUGAGAUUCAGCGCUCUUGUGUUUCGGAGCGGCUCCAGCCUCAGGAGAUGCGUUUCUAAACCCUGCUAUUAUCACACUGAUAAAGUAGCUGUUACUAUUGGAACAGAUGCAGAUAGGAAUUCUCCAGAAUUUAAGGACAACUACAGCCACAUGAGCCAACUUGUGACUGAACUACGCUCCAAUAUAGGCAAAGUGGCCGCAGGUGGAGGAGAAACCGCUGUAAAAAGACACAAGGAAAGGGGAAAGCUGCUCGCACGCGAAAGAGUCGACUUGCUGCUGGACCCUGGCUCUCCGUUCCUCGAGUUUUCCCAGCUCGCUGCUCACGACCUCUAUCCGAACGAGCACGUCCCUGCUGCUGGCAUCAUCACGGGCAUUGGCAGGGUCCACGGCACUGAGUGUGUUAUUGUCGCCAAUGAUGCCACUGUCAAGGGCGGUACCUACUAUCCUGUGACUGUGAAAAAACACCUGAGGGCACAGGAGGUGGCCCAGCAGAACAACCUACCAUGUAUCUACCUUGUCGACUCAGGCGGCGCGAAUUUGCCCCGCCAGGCAGAUGUUUUUCCGGAUAAGGAGCAUUUCGGACGCAUUUUCUUCAACCAGGCGAACAUGUCAUCUAAUGGAAUUUCUCAAGUCGCUGUGGUUCUUGGAAUUUGCACUGCUGGAGGAGCCUAUAUUCCUGCCAUGGCUGACGAGAGCAUCAUUGUAAAGCAGCAAGGCACCAUUUUCUUGGCUGGCCCUCCGCUUGUUAAGGCGGCCACUGGCGAAGAGGUGUCCGCUGAAGAUCUUGGUGGUGCUGACCUCCAUUGCACGACUUCGGGUGUAACGGACCACUAUGCGUUGGACGACAAGCAUGCCAUCCACCUUGCCAGGAGAGUAAUCAGCAAUCUGAACAGGAACAAGAAGCCACGAAUUACCUCCCCUCCGGAAGACCCACUUUUCCCUGCUGACGACUUGUACGGAAUUGUCGGAGGCAAUUUAAAGAAAACCUUUGACGUUCGAGAGGUCAUUGCGAGAAUAGUCGACGGAUCUAAAUUUGACGAGUUCAAGGCGCGCUAUGCUGACACUCUCGUCACAGGCUUUGCAAGCAUUUACGGCUACCCUGUCGGCAUCAUCGGCAAUAACGGUGUUUUGUUUUCAGAAUCUGCACUGAAGGGUGCCCACUUUGUAGAACUGUGCUGUCAGAGGAAAAUUCCGCUGCUAUUUCUGCAAAACAUCACAGGCUUCAUGGUUGGCAGGGACGCUGAAGCGGGAGGAAUCGCUAAGAAUGGCGCCAAGAUGGUAACAGCAGUUGCCUGUGCUAAUGUGCCGAAGCUCACCCUUCUGAUUGGUGGUUCAUAUGGAGCGGGCAAUUAUGGCAUGUGUGGAAGAGCUUACAGCCCGAGAUUUUUGUACAUGUGGCCCAACUCUCGAAUCUCUGUAAUGGGCGGUGAGCAGGCUGCUGGUGUCAUGGCUCAGAUCACAAGAGACCAAAUGAUAAGGAACAAGAAAGAGUGGUCUCAAGAGGCUGAAACUAAGCUCAAAACUCCAAUUGUUAAGAAGUACGAGGAGGAGGGAAGCCCCUACUAUUCAAGCGCCAGGCUGUGGGAUGAUGGUGUGAUUGAUCCAAUGGACACAAGAAGAGUUUUGGGAAUGAGCUUGAGCGCUGCCAUGAAUGUGCCAAUUUCUGACACUAAAUUUGGUAUCUUCAGAAUGUAGAAAUUUCAGGGACUUUCAAUACGUGCCUUGCCUUGAUGAGUACAACAAUAACACACCUCGCGCAGCCAGCAAAACUACUGAUAUUUUAUCCUCUUGCUGGAAAUUUUAGCAUCCAAUUUUUUCAUUGGAACCAAAAUGCUUCAAAGCAGAUGUAUUUUUGAUUUCUGGACAUGAUUGUAUUAACUUAAAUGUAAAAUUUGGGAACUUGUAAAAAUUACAGCUUGAAAUUGGUUUCACCAUUGUUCUCUGCUAUCUUAGGAAGUUGAUGAUCACUGUGCCUAAACUAUCAUAAAAAAGUUAUAUUUUUCAGAUAUAAUCUAUAUAUUUUUAUUGAAGUCUCAUAUUGUUGGUUAAUAAAAAUUAAUUUUCA
Molecule: messenger RNA, 2277 nt
Organism: Cloeon dipterum
Lineage: Eukaryota; Metazoa; Arthropoda; Insecta; Ephemeroptera; Baetidae
Gene: Mccc2
Product: methylcrotonyl-CoA carboxylase subunit 2
Exons: 10
Coding region: 210-1907 (565 amino acids)
Biological process (GO): L-leucine catabolic process
Cellular component (GO): methylcrotonoyl-CoA carboxylase complex; mitochondrion
Molecular function (GO): methylcrotonoyl-CoA carboxylase activity
Source: RefSeq, a predicted model, not a curated record